Neogale vison (American mink) is the source of this 1050-nucleotide messenger RNA. RefSeq names its product melanoma-associated antigen B10-like. Gene Ontology annotation, cellular component: nucleus. The transcript has a single exon. The record is from RefSeq and is a predicted model, not a curated record. Lineage: Eukaryota; Metazoa; Chordata; Mammalia; Carnivora; Mustelidae. Gene Ontology annotation, biological process: negative regulation of transcription by RNA polymerase II.
AUGCCUCGGGGUCAGAAGAGUAAGCUCCGGGCCCGUGAGAGACGCCGACAGGCCCGAGAAGGUUCACAGGAUCUGGUAAGUGCUCAAGCCACUGCUCAGUUGCACUCCUCUUCCUCCCCUCAUUUGGAAGACAUUCCUUUAGAGCUCACUAGCUGAAUCAUUUGCAAUCCCCAGGGUCCUCGGACAGCCACAUUCACCGCCACUACUGCUGCAGCUGUGUCAUACAUGAGAUCAAAUGAAGGCACCAAUGAAGUACAGGGAAGGCCAAGAUCCUCCCAGAAUCCAACAGCCACUGAGCCCUUCCAUAGAAGCCCUCUGGGGGAGAAGGUGUUUAUAUUGGUAUACUACCUGCUAUAUAAGUAUCAAACCAAAGAGCCCAUUACCAAGGCAGAUAUGCUUAGAAAUGUAAUUCAGAUCUAUAGGAAUUACUUCCAUGUGAUCCUCAGGAAAGCCUCUGAUCACUUAGAGCUGGUCUUUGGCCUCGACAUGAAGGAGGUGGAUCCCAAUAGGCACAUCUAUGUGCUCGUCAACAAACUGGAACCAAGCUAUGAUGGGAGGCUGAGUAAUGAGAGUAGUGUGCCUGAGACCGGUCUGCUGAUGACCGUUCUGGGCGUGAUCUUCACAAAGGGCAACUGUGCCACUGAGGAGCAAGUCUGGGAGGUGCUGAAUAUGAUGGGGUUAUAUCCUGGGAGGAAGCACUUCAUCUAUGGGGAGCCCAGGAAGCUCAUCACCAGAGAUUUGGUGAAAGAAAAUUACCUGGAGUAUAGGCAGGUGGUCAACAGUGAUCCUCCACGCUUUGAGUUCCUGUGGGGUCCCAGAGCCCACGCUGAGACCAGCAAGAUGAGAGUUCUUGAGUUUUUGGCCAAGAUCCAUGAUACCAUCCCCUCUGCCUUUCCAUCCUAUUAUGAAGAGGCUUUGAGGGAUGAGGAAGAACGAGCCCAAGCCAGAGCUGCAGCCAAGGCUCUUAUUGCUGCCAGGGCUAAUGCACGCUCCAAGGCCAUGGCCAGUGCCCGUUCCAGGGCCAUGGCUAGCAGCUCCUCCCACCCCUAG